This is a messenger RNA of Phytophthora sojae, 576 nucleotides long. RefSeq lists its product as hypothetical. The record is from RefSeq and is a predicted model, not a curated record. The coding region runs from base 1 to 576 and encodes 191 amino acids. The transcript has a single exon. Lineage: Eukaryota; Oomycota; Peronosporomycetes; Peronosporales; Peronosporaceae.
AUGACAACUUUGACGGCAGCACUGACCAUCGCCCCGCCUCGCCGUCUUUGGGCGGGUGCGUUGGCGGAGGAGGACGCUCCUCCCCCACCAUCUAAAGGCGGUCGCCUCCUUCAGGCGGAAGGUUUGACGGAGGAGGCAGUGCCACGCACGCCAUACCCAGACUUCCUAGCGGACGAGGAAGCGGUCCCCCGUACACCGUACCUGGACUUCCUAGCGAACGAGGAAGCCGUCCCUCGGACUCCAUACCCGGACUUCCUAGCCGACGAGCAAGAGGUGCCACGUACGCCAUACCCGGACUUCCUAGCGGAUGAGCAAGAAGUGCCUAGAAUCCCAUACCCGAGUUUUCUUGCGAACGAGGACGUCGUCCCGGGUCGUCUCCUUCGGACGGACAACGCAGCGAAUAAGGCGGUGAAGCAGCAGCGAGAGGGACAAGUAGCGAGGAUUCUUGCCUCGGACGGGAUUGAAAAGACGGCUGGCGAGAGCUGGAAUGUGUUGCUCGGAGACGAGAAGCGGAGGUUCGAAGCGAUGGACAACGGAGAGGAGCGUCUGCUGGCUGAUCGCAGAGGCAAAAAGUAA